AUGAAAUUAAUAAAAAAAUAUAUCGAAAAGGAUUUAUCAGGAUAUGUCAAAUUACAGUUAGAGGAAGAGGAGGAUUUAUGGCAUUGUUAUAAUUUAAUUAGUGUUGGGGAUCAAUUGACAAGUUCAACCGUAAGAAAGAUUCAGAAAGAGACAGCAACAGGUUCAGUAACCAGUGAGAGACAGAAAUUAAAAUUAACUAUAUUGGUAACUAAAAUCGAUUACGAUGGAAAUUCAAGUUUAUUAAGAGUUAGCGGUUCAACAUGUGUAGAAAAUAGAUUUAUUAAAAUGGGUUCAUAUCAUACAGUCGAUCUCGAAAUGAAUCGUGAGUUCCAACUUUUCAAACCAGAAUGGGAUGCAAUAUCGUUGGAUUUAGUAAAGAAUGCUACUGAUAUAGGUCAACGUGCUGAUGUAGCUGCAUUAAUUAUGAACGAAGGUUUAGCAAAUCUUUGUUUAAUCACAUCCGCAAUGACCGUUGUUAAGGGUAGAAUCGAAGUUCCAGUACCACGUAAAGGUAGAUCAACCAAUGAUAACCAUCAAAAAGGUUUAGAGAAGUUCUUUGAUGUCAUACUUCAAUCCAUUCAAAGAAAUAUAAAUUUUCAAGUUGUAAAAUGUUUUAUUAUCGCAAGUCCAGCUUUUGUUAAGGAUAAAUUUUAUCAAUAUAUGAUGGAUCAAUCAAGUAAAAAUGAUUUAUACAAAGAAUUUAAAGCAAAUAAAUCUAAAUUUAUUCUUACACAUUCAUCAUCGGGUCAUAGAUAUUCAUUGAAAGAGGUAUUAUCAGACCCUGCAGUUAUCCAACAACUUUCAAGUACAAAAGCAGCAAGCGAAGUUAAAAUUUUAAAUGAUUUUUAUGAUAUGUUAAAAAAAGAUCCAAAUAGAGCAUUCUAUGGUUUUGAACAUGUUAAAAAAGCAAAUGAAAAAUUAGCAGUCGAAACACUUUUAGUAACUGACGAAUUAUUUAGAGGUAAAGAUGUUAAAACUAGAAAGAAAUAUGUAGAUUUGGUUCAAUCAGUUAAAGAAAAUAAAGGUGAAGUUAAAUUAUUUUCAGGUUUACAUGUUACUGGUGAGCAGCUAUCAAAAUUAUCAGGUGUUGCAGCAAUUUUAAGAUAUCCAUUAGAAUUAGAGGACGAGGAAGAAGAAUACCACCCAGACGAAAAUGAAGAAGAAAACGAAGAAGAUGAAACAAAUGGAGAUGACGAUAAUUAUGACGAAUAUACAUCAAAUAGAUAA
Molecule: messenger RNA, 1227 nt
Organism: Dictyostelium purpureum
Lineage: Eukaryota; Evosea; Eumycetozoa; Dictyosteliales; Dictyosteliaceae
Exons: 3
Coding region: 1-1227 (408 amino acids)
Biological process (GO): RNA surveillance; nonfunctional rRNA decay; ribosome disassembly
Cellular component (GO): cytoplasm
Source: RefSeq, a predicted model, not a curated record